Cladocopium goreaui is the source of this 474-nucleotide messenger RNA. Lineage: Eukaryota; Dinophyceae; Suessiales; Symbiodiniaceae. The record is from the annotation of a GenBank genome assembly.
AUGCGGGAGAUGGUGAGAGUUGAAUUUGCAGGGCAUGCCGUCUCUCAUGCAGUGCUCUAUGUGCACGCAGUGCUUCUCACCAUCACAGAUGUUGCAGAGGAUGAGCCUGCCGUACUUGUCAUACUCACUGGGCCUCAGGUGGGUGAGCUUCCCAACGGCGGCAAGGUCUUCUUCGGUGGUUUGGUUCCCUCGGAGCGACAGCUGCUGCAGAUUUCUGGCAGCUAUAUUUGGGGUCAGGUGCUUUUACCGCCACACAUGCUACAGGAGCUUCUGCUGAAAGGUGCCUUGGAGAUUGCCCACGGAGUGAAGAUCCAAGAGGUGAUGGAUGCACCCCUCUCCAACCGCUGGGCAGUGGCUGGUGGAAGAUUGGAGAGCAUCAACGAUGCAGCCGCUGGCCUCUUGGGAGAUGAACAGCAGAGGCACUGGUAUCAAAGAUAUUUGGGCCUUGGAUUGGAGAAGCUCGGACGUGAGUAG